AUGUUUCUAAAGGUCACACAAAUGUUCAGAAAGCGAUGGUACGUGUUGGUAGCUGCGGGUCUGUGUGCGAUCUACUUCUACUGUUCAUUGGACUACUCUUUGCCUCGCUUCGGGGAGCAUCGGAGAUUGGAUGUCCCAAGUGCCCCGUCUGUACCGCUUUCCAAUGCAAUAGAAGAUGACGAUGAACUAUUGGGUUCUGAUAUAAAGAACAGAACUGCUAUUAUUGAAUUUUUAGAGAGGAAGUUACAGAAAGCCCUAAAAUGGGACAAAGGGACAGGCUGCAAGAUCCCGAAGCUGGACCCUUAUUCAGACGACAUGGCUUGGUCUUACAAGAAACUGGGACCCCUGAAAUGCAAGGGACAAGAUUGGGUGAAAUGCUAUCAUUCAAAAUGUCGCGUCGUAGACUCAAUAAGAGACACACACACAAACAUCCAGUGCGAGUACAGAGACAUUAUCUACAAAGACGAUUUCCACCACGACUUCGGGAAACCUACUGUAGUCAAAGAUGGCGACGUAUACCAGCUGUCAGCCAGUGAUCACGUCAGCGUACAAUGUACGGGAACUGUGCCAAGUAUGAGAAAGACAGAAAAAUGGUCAGGCAACACGCUCGGUUUCCGUCCUCUCUCCCCUCCGGCCAAACCCCUGGACGACCAGAUCAACGUAAUGAUCCUCGCAUUCGACUCCACUCCUCGGAGCGGCUUCAUCAGGCUCAUGCCCGAGAGCUGGAAGGUCAUUAAUGAGGAGUUGAAGGCUACGGUCAUGGAAGGGUACAAUAUAUUAGGUGAUGGAACACCUGCCUGCCUCUUUCCGUUUCUUACUGGCAAGACAGAGCUGGAGCAUCCGGAUGUGCGGAGAACUAAAACGAACAACAGGACGUUGGAUGACUUCCCUUUUAUAUUCAAGCAUGUAAAGGAAGAAGGGUAUGCCACGGCAUAUAUCGAGGACAUGCCCCUCGACAACACAUUCACGUUUCGUUUCAACGGCUUCACGAAACAGCCCUCCGACCAUUACUAUCGCGCGUUCCGAAACGCGAACAAGCGACUUUUCAAGGGUUGGAACUUUUGCUAUGGAGAUACCCCGCAGUUUAAGAUCAUGAUGAAUUUGACGGAGCAGUUUCUGGAGAUCGAAGGAAGGAGAUUCAUCUUCACAUUCAUCGGGGACAUUUCUCACGACAAUUUCAACUACAUACAGUACGCUGACGGAGACUUAGCGGCUUUUUUGAGGCAUAUGAUCAAACGGACGGAGGAUACGCUUAUUAUAGUCAUGGGAGACCAUGGGCCCAGAUACGCAGCGGUCCGCAAGAAGCACUCCCUCCGCGGCAAACUCGACGAGCGCCUCCCUCUCCUCGCUAUCCGCCUCCCGGACCGCCUCACGCGUGCUCGCCCCGACGCGUUAACCGCGCUUCAAACUAACUCGCGCGUAUUGACCACUGCACAUGAUUUACACGCGACCAUAUUGGAUGCGGUGGGUUUGAGGAAGCACUGGAACCCGUAUAAGGUGGAGGGGGCGGAUUUGAGGAGGGGGCUGACUUGGCUAGAGCCGAUCCCCAACACUCGCUCCUGCAGCGAAGCCGGCAUUGAGACGCACUGGUGCACCUGCUUGGUCUGGCAGAACGUUUCCGACUCCGAUCCGAUGUACAACAGGACUGCUAAUGCGCUGAUAAACUAUAUCAACACAUUUACAAAGGAUGCUGGACCCAAGUGCAUCCCUCGCACCGUAGCGUCUACAAGUUGGGUGCUCCGACAGCGAGUCAACAACCGACUCCUCGCUUUUAAUACCGCUAUUGAUUACGACACUUACUUGGGACGGUUUAACGCCAAAACAAAAGUCACUAUAGAGAAUUUUCAGAUUGGAAUCGAGUCAAACCCAGGAGGUGCGGUAUACGAAGCAUCCCUGACCUACAAUGUUAAAGACGACAAGUUCAUAGUACAGUCCAGGGAUAUCUCAAGGGUGAACGCAUACCGAGGUGAAUCGGAUUGCAUCCUCGACUCUCACCCACACCUCGCUCCGUACUGCUACUGCAAAGGCUGACGAACAGACUGAAGUAGUGUUAUAUGCAAAGUUAGGUCUCUAAGCGCCAUCCGCUAACCCGGGGUUAACGGGUUAGCGGGAAUAAACUUUAAAGCGUACUAAAAAUCACAACACGUUAUUUAAAAGAUGACAAAUGAUGGUCAGUUUGAGCAGUACAGCCUACAGUUUAAAUUAUAGUCCUUAUUAGAGCGUUUUCGGAUGGAUGUCGGAUGGAAGUAAAAUGGA
Messenger RNA from Cydia strobilella, 2256 nucleotides. RefSeq lists its product as uncharacterized. The coding region runs from base 1 to 2031 and encodes 676 amino acids. Lineage: Eukaryota; Metazoa; Arthropoda; Insecta; Lepidoptera; Tortricidae. The transcript is spliced from 15 exons. The record is from RefSeq and is a predicted model, not a curated record.